AUGGAAGACACCAGACGGGCAGGCAUAAAACUAAACAGAGAUAAAUGUCACAUAAAAAGCAGAGAAUGCAAUUUCUAUGGUAUGCUAUACACCGCUGAAGGAGUUAAACCAAGUCCAGACAAAGUCAGAGCCAUAGAAAUGAUGCAGCCUCCAAAUGACAAGAAAGAACUGCGAACAUUUCUUGGUCUUGUUACAUACAUGGGUCCAUUCAUACCCAAGCUGUCAGACCACACAGCAUCACUGAGAGAACUCAUCAAAGACAACUCAGAAUUCGUUUGGACGCCAACACACACAAAGAGUUUCGACAAAAUAAAGAGCCUUAUCAGCGCCGAGAUAACACUCGCAUACUAUAACCAAAAGAAACCAGUCAUUCUUGAAGUUGACGCUUCAUCCAAGGGUUGGCCAGACAGCAUCAAGAAAGUACUAUCAGUUCUACGACCAUACUGGUCAGUACGUGACGACAUAUCCAUUGAGGAUGGCACAGUUCUGACAGGUAGCAGAAUACUCAUUCCCACAGCAUUGAGAGAUGACAUCUUACAACAAAUACACAAAGGUCAUCUUGGAAUGGAGAAAUGCAAACUGAGAGCAAAAUCCAGUGUCUACUGGCCAGGAAUCUACAAGGACAUAGACAAUCUUGUCGCAAAUUGCACCUCGUGUCAGAAAUUUCACAACUUGCAGCAGAAAGAGCCAAUAAUUCCUACAGAAGCCCCACCAAGUCCGUGGCACACUGUUGGAGCUGAUUUAUUCUACACCAAUAACACUUGGUAUCUCAUUAUCGCAAACUAUUACUCAAAAUUCCCAUUCAUACGAAAACUAGAAAACCUUCGAGCAAGUACAAUAAUCCGACUAACUAAGGUAUUAUUUGCAGAACAAGGCAUACCAGAAUCCUUUAUCUGUGACAACGGUUCACAAUUCACGUCAAGAGACUUUAGAAAUCUAGCUAAUCAGUAUGGUUUUGAAAUUAUAACCUCUUCACCAUACUACUCAAAGGGCCAUGGAUUCAUUGAGCGCCACAUCCAAACA
Messenger RNA from Saccoglossus kowalevskii, 1023 nucleotides. RefSeq lists its product as uncharacterized. The record is from RefSeq and is a predicted model, not a curated record. NCBI's taxonomy places the organism in Eukaryota, Metazoa, Hemichordata, Enteropneusta, Harrimaniidae.